AUGACUUCUGCGGGUCGCCGUGUCUGUAAUCACUGCGGCUUUCGCUAUACUAUUGAGAAAGUCAUCGGAGAAGGUGCUUUUGGCACUGUUUAUCUUAUUUAUAGCCUUGAAACUGGAGAGCGUGUCGCUCUAAAAAAGAUUUGUGAAGAUACACGUUAUAAAUCCCGCGAAUUAGAAACUCUUCAAACAAUUCACCACCCAAAUUGUCUAACGCUCAUUCAUCACUUUGUGAGUGAAUCCCAAUCCACUAAAAUGCUUUACUUAAAUCUCGUUACUGAAUAUGUUCCAGAAAACCUUGCAGGUGUUGAGCGCCAAUAUCUUGCUGUUGGGCAGACACUUCCAACAUUUCUAGUUAAAUUGAUUUCUUACCAACUUUUAAGAGUUUUAGCAUAUCUUCACGCCAAAAAGAUCUGUCAUAGAGAUAUUAAGCCGCUAAAUAUACUUUUGCAUCCAUCGAACUGUCAUUUAAAGCUGUGCGACUUUGGUUCUGCAAAAUUCAUUAAAACUAACGAACAAAGUAUUUCUUACAUUACAUCUCGCCCGUAUCGUGCUCCAGAGCUUAUCCUUGGCGCAUCGCAUUACGAUGGUGCAAUUGAUAUAUGGUCAGCUGGUUGCGUAAUUGCUGAAAUGUUAUUAGGUCAGCCUUUGUUCAAUGGCGAAAGCAACCCCGAGCAAUUACUUGCUAUCAUACAUAUAUUAGGUUCCCCUACACAUUCUCAGCUUGUAGCAAUGAAUCCGCAGUGUGCUCAAUUUGAUUUACCAUCGCUGCCACCAUUACCAUGGAAAAGUGCAUUUAGAGCAUCAGCUGAUCCAUUAGCAGUUGAUCUUGUAUCAAAAUUAUGCGUCUACAAUCCACAAAACAGACUUCGCGGAUAUGUUGCCUUACUUCAUCCAUUUUUCGAUGAAUUGAGGGAUUCUAACUGUUCGCUACCUAAUGGAAAGGAACUUCCUCCGCUAUUUGACUUCACAGCUGAGGAAAUGUCUUUCAUUGGUCCAGAUCUCAUCAAACAGCUGAUUCCAAAGCAUUUACAGCUCGAACACCCGAGCAUUGACCAGAUAGAGCAUCCUAUCGGUGACGUGAUGUGCUUCGAAGAGGAUGGAAAUAACGAAGAAGAUCCCGAAGAGGGAGAAGAGGAAGAAGAAGAAUAA
Trichomonas vaginalis G3 is the source of this 1149-nucleotide messenger RNA. RefSeq names its product STKc GSK3 domain-containing protein. Gene Ontology annotation, biological process: protein phosphorylation; signal transduction. Gene Ontology annotation, molecular function: ATP binding; protein serine/threonine kinase activity. Lineage: Eukaryota; Parabasalia; Trichomonadida; Trichomonadidae. The record is from RefSeq and is a predicted model, not a curated record. Bases 1 to 1149 code for a protein of 382 amino acids. Gene Ontology annotation, cellular component: cytoplasm. The transcript has a single exon.